Molecule: messenger RNA, 1026 nt
Organism: Harmonia axyridis
Lineage: Eukaryota; Metazoa; Arthropoda; Insecta; Coleoptera; Coccinellidae
Product: DNA repair protein XRCC3 homolog
Exons: 4
Coding region: 296-973 (225 amino acids)
Biological process (GO): double-strand break repair via synthesis-dependent strand annealing; t-circle formation; resolution of mitotic recombination intermediates
Cellular component (GO): replication fork; Rad51C-XRCC3 complex
Molecular function (GO): ATP binding; ATP-dependent DNA damage sensor activity; four-way junction DNA binding
Source: RefSeq, a predicted model, not a curated record
UAGAAAAGACAGUGCUGUUAGCGCUAUAGGAAACAAUUCGGAUAUCAAUUGAAAUAUCGGCAAUAUUUAAUUCGUUUAUUCCAUAUAACAUUUCUGUUAUUUCUUAUAGAACUAAUUUGUCAAAUUAAUAUAUUUCAUCUAAAACAACGACCUAUGUAUAUUCCCUAACUAUGAGUCUUUAUUUUUGAAAUACUGAGUUUUAAGUGAAAUAAAAUUUUUCUGAAUAUUUGAAGUAGGUAAUGUAGAUCGAGGUCAUUCCAACUAACCUAAUUGUAUUUAAUGUAAACAAUCAAAAAUGAGAAAGAAAUUCAUAACAUGUUCUAAAGAUUUAUUGAUUGAAAAUGAUAAAUUGAGUACUAGUAAUUCUGAAAUUGACAGACUCUUGAGGGGAGGAUUUCGAAGCCAUAUAUUGAAUGAAAUAGUUGGAACGGGGGGAGCAGCUGCUGUUUAUAUUUGUACGGAAGAUGUGUUUCCAAUUAAGAGGUUAUACGAGCUUAGUACUUCGUUCGAUCAAAAAUUUGGAAUUGGAAACUUCUUGGACAAUGUUUUUAUAAGUCACAUUUCAGAUUGUCAAAAACUAAAAGCCUUUUUACGCUUAGAUGUGAAAUAUCUAGCGAAAUUCAGGGAUAUUGGUCUUAUAAUUAUUGAUUCAAUUGGUGGUCUUUUCCGUAGUGAUAAUUUGGAUAUAGACUACAGUGAUCGUAGCAAAAAUUUCAUUGAAAUAGCAGCAGAAUUGAGACAAUUGAGUGUAAAAUUCAACUGUAUUACUAUAUGUUGCAACCAGAUGACGGAUGAUAUAUCUUCUGGAUGUUCAGAGCCUUGCUUGGGUUUAGCAUGGAGCAACUUAGUAAACAGUAGAUUUCUUAUAACAAGAUCUAACCUUUCAUCUUCAAGGACUUUUCAAACUUUGUUUUCUCCUGAUUUGCCAACUUCAAGAUGCAACUUUUCUAUUACAAAAAAUGGUAUCACAUGAGUUUUCAGAUGAAACAUGUAUUGAUUUUUUUCAAAAUAAAGUUUUAUUUUUAA